CGGGCUGAUCUUUUAACAGCAUUAACAUUUAAAUGUCUGAUAUGUCGGCACACAACCAGGAGGCCAAGCUAAAGCAUCUUUUUGAUGGAGGCCCUCUUAACGUUUAUCAGCAAGAAAUCUUAAAUCUUGGCGUUGGUGCGCCAGGCACAGAUUUAUUAGAGCCCUGCUGUGAGAUAUUUCAACAAGCCACUACGCAUUGCUUGAGUAAUGAGCAGAAGUACAAUCAAUCGUUGAUCUUUCAAUAUGGACCAAGUAGUGGUGAUUACGAGGCACGCUAUGAAAUCGCCAAGUACCUUAGCGAAAAGUACGACAAUGCUGUUCACGCCAAAGACUUGAUAAUAACGGCGGGUGCAACGCAGGGUCUACACUUUGUGCUUUCUACGCUGAUUGAUUUCAAUGGAUUUAUCUUUGUGGAUGAGUAUACCUAUAUGAUUGCGUUGGAUGCAAUGCAGCAGUUUACAAGCAUACAAAUUGUCCCGCUUAAGCUUAAUGAGGACGGAGUUGAUCUUGAAGAUUUGGAGCAGAAAGCCCGAGACCGUGUAUUUAAAUCUAAAAACAAAGACUUCUGGGCUAUGUAUUAUGCUAUACCUACUUAUCAUAAUCCCACGGGUAUACUGUUCUCGCCAGCUGUUUGUCGUGGUAUUGUGCAGUUGGCCCGCAAAUAUGACUUUUUAGUCUUGUGCGAUGAUGUCUAUAAUAUAUUACACUAUGGAGAGAAACCAGAGUUUUCACGUCUAAUGUCCUACGAUGAUCCCACGGCUGCAGGAUAUACUGGCAAUGUCAUAUCCAAUGGUAGUUUUUCAAAGAUUAUUGGACCGGGCGUGCGUUUGGGUUGGCUGGAGGUUCCGGGGCGUCUUAAGCCACAGCUAAUCAGCAGCGGCAUAAUUAACAGUGGGGGCUGCUUCAACAACUAUACAGUAGGUAUACUGAGGUCCUUAUUUCAAAUGCAGCUAGUUCAACCGCAUAUAGAACGUCUCUACAAGGCUUAUAAGGAAAGGAUGAUGGCGACUAUAUCUGUAUUGAACUCCGAGCUACCUGAUGGCUGCAGCAUGCAGUCGCCCAGCGGUGGUUACUUUAUAUGGAUACAGUUGCCAGCGCCUGUGGAUGUGCGUGAACUUCUCCAGUACAGCAUGGAGCAUGAGAAUAUCUAUUUUAUACCUGGAACACGCUUCGCUGUAGAGGAAGGCAAGGGUAAACAAUGUUUUCGUUUAUCAAUAGCUUUUCAUAGCAAGGCCAAGCUGGAGGAUGGUGUAAGACGACUCUGCGCCUGCAUAAAAUCUUUUAUACAAUCAGUAAAUAAGUGAAAUAUUUUUUGCAUGCUUGUUAUGGCAAUAAUUUUUUUAUUAAUUGUUAUCAUUUGUAUAAAUAAUGCUUAAUAAGAUACGGUCUACAGUUAAGUUUUGCUAUACAGAUGCUACAAAAUAAGUAUGAUAAAAACAUUAUUUUUUUUGUAAAAGAUUGGGCACAGUGCUUAAAAAUAUCACAAAAAUCUGAUACAUUUUUUUUUACAAAAUAUUCGAGUUAAACUUUACACAAUAAUAGUUAAAGCACAUGCACCCAAAACAAGUUGACCACAAGCAUGUGUAUAUACUUAACUUUAUAAAUUAUAAUAAUACUACUUUGUGGAAUGUGUGGCAAAUUCGACAAAACAAAUAAAUGGAACAAAAGAUAAUGACUAAGCAAAACAAGUUACUCC
Molecule: messenger RNA, 1696 nt
Organism: Drosophila busckii
Lineage: Eukaryota; Metazoa; Arthropoda; Insecta; Diptera; Drosophilidae
Exons: 3
Coding region: 33-1304 (423 amino acids)
Biological process (GO): biosynthetic process
Molecular function (GO): L-2-aminoadipate:2-oxoglutarate transaminase activity; pyridoxal phosphate binding
Source: RefSeq, a predicted model, not a curated record